ACGACCGUUAAUUUACCCGUUCACGUCUGAGCGCGCGGUCCGUGUUCAGAUGUACGGCUGAGUAUUGGUGCUAACGAACGACGAGAACUAUUAUAUACCCGUGUAAUGCCAAUAUAAUAUUGUAAUAAUAAUAAAUUCAUGUUUUCUCCCAGUGCGCGUCUCAGUAUCCGCGGACCGGAUAUAACAAACGACCGUAUUUCCGGGCAGUUUUUUGUUUUGAUAUUUUAAUUUUGUAUAACGAACGGAUUACACAUUGACCAAUCGCAUAUCAACAUCGAAGAUCAUCGAUUUACCGCUCCUGCGGCGGCAGUGCCAUGCGACCGGACUGGUCAUCGACGGCGCUCCGUGUGACAUUGUUCGUGACGUUGAUUCUUGACAACGCGUGCACGUCGAAAAGAGAAAAGCGUCAGCUGUUCCGUGAGAAUGUGUUGCCAUACUUUGGUGGUAAAAUACCAGAUUCUGCGUUUCAUGCAGACCGCUUGGCACUAAAUAUGCUGAACAAAGAAGGAAUAUCUGUACCCGAUGGUAUUCUUUUCGAAUCCAGACCAAAAGAGUCGUUCCACCAAAGUCAACGGAACGAUCCAGAACUACUCAACUCGGUAGUCAAAAUGAUCCAUACGCCGGAUGGCAGGUUUAUACCUUCAGAAGGCCGGUAUGACGCUGAAAACGAAGUAGAGUCCACGUACAGAAUAUUAAUACCCUCAAAUAUACAAAAUUAUCAUCUACCGAGGUUUAGGCCGGUACCAGAAACGCUACAGCUGUCUGUUCAGCAUGUAUUUGAGAGCGGCCGGUUGUCAAUAUCACCCAUUAUGGGCAAAAUAGGUAUACCAUUAUACCCUAUAUUACAGAAUUGGAAUUUACGUGAUGACCACCGGCCAUACGUUGACCAAUUCAAUCACAAUGUCAAUCAAAUUAUAAAUGUCCAAUCGAACGUCGAAAACGUACAUAUGACGAGUUUUGUGUGUGAUAGAUCAGGAAAAAUGUAUCCAGAUCCAGAAACUCAAUGUCAGGUUUUUCACUUAUGCCAUUACAAUGGAUUCAGAGAGACAUUCGUUUGUCCGCAAGGAACCCGAUAUAAUCCAGCAUUGCAGGAAUGUAGACUUUGGUACUUGACUCCCUGUCUGGAUAUGCGCAGGCCUUAUUAAGGUUUAUUAUUAAGUCAAUUGUCGAUAUGAAAAUAAUUUAUUAAAAUUGUUUUCAACUUAAACUCUCAUAGAAGUCUGCGAAUAAUAUUCUUAAAUGCAUCUAUUGUAUCAGAUAAUAUUAUUUUACAAGUACAAUUUAUUAAUUGAAUACGUAUUGUUUGAUCCAAACAAAAAUAGAUCUAAGUAAUUAUGUGUCAGAAGCCACAAAUUGUCUAACAAAUAGUAAUACAGUUUGAUAUCAGUUGUUUGUGUGGUAUUGAUUACAAAUUAUAUUAAUAUUUACUAAAAUACAAAAGUACUUUUUGUUUA
Messenger RNA from Metopolophium dirhodum (rose-grain aphid), 1454 nucleotides. RefSeq lists its product as uncharacterized. Lineage: Eukaryota; Metazoa; Arthropoda; Insecta; Hemiptera; Aphididae. The coding region runs from base 315 to 1145 and encodes 276 amino acids. The record is from RefSeq and is a predicted model, not a curated record. Gene Ontology annotation, cellular component: extracellular region. The transcript has 5 exons. Gene Ontology annotation, molecular function: chitin binding.